GCGCGGCGUUUCCCGGCUCCCGGAAUGCCGGGAUGCGGCGGUGCCGGUCCCGCCCCGGGGGCGGUGGAAGAUGGCGGCGGUGCGGCUGUGCCGGUGCCGCUGCCGGGCGCUGCUCUCCCGUGUCCGCGAGGCCCCGCGGGCGCUCCGCGGUCUGGCCGCGGGGCCGGAGAUGCACUUCGGCUUCCAGAGCGUCACGGAGGAGGAGAGGAGGGAGAAGAUUUACCAGUUUACCAGGUAUUUGAAAGCGUGGCCAAGAAAUACGAUGUGAUGAAUGAUUCCAUGACUCUAGGAAUUCAUCGGGUGUGGAAGGAUAUCCUGGUACAUAAAAUGAACCCUUCCCCAGGAACACUUCUUCUUGAUGUUGCUGGAGGAACAGGUGACAUUGCCUUUCGAUUCAUUAAUUAUGUUCGCGCUGUACGAGAACGGCAGCUCCAGAGGAAGCUCAAGCACCAUCAGAAUUUGUCAUGGCAGGAGAUUUUUGAGAGUUACCAGGAAGACAAAUUUGACUCUCUAGGGGAUUCCCAGGUGGUGGUCUGUGACAUUAACAGAGAAAUGUUUAAAGUUGGGAAGCAGAAAGCACAGCACCUUGGCUACUCUAAAGGCUUGUCCUGGGUGCUUGGGAAUGCUGAAGAGUUGCCCUUUGAUGAUGAUAUGUUUGAUGUUUACACAAUUGCCUUUGGAAUCCGAAAUGUAACUCGAAUUGAUUUGGCUCUUGAAGAGGCCUAUCGUGUGCUGAAACCAGGAGGAAGAUUUCUCUGCCUUGAAUUUAGUCAUGUCAGCAACCCUCUUCUUUCCAGGCUCUAUGAUCUCUACAGUUUCCAAGUUAUCCCUGUUCUGGGUGAGGUCAUUGCUGGUGACUGGAAGUCUUACCAGUAUCUGGUGGAGAGCAUCCGGCGGUUCCCCCCUCAGGAGGAGCUGAAGGCCAUGAUAGAAGACGCAGGUUUUUUCAAAGUGGAUUAUGAGAAUUUAAACUUUGGCAUUGUCGCCAUUCACUCAGGUUUCAAACUGUGAGUCUACUAUGUAGCAAAACACAGGAGGUGGUGUAAUUUUUAUGAAGAAUGUGAAAGCUGUGGAAUUUUAACAGUAUGAGGAUUGAAGAGGAGUGUUUAAGAACUUGUGCAGCAGAUACUGGCUCAGCAGCCAGACCCAGAACACCAGCUACCUUUUUUCCUUCAAGAAACAUGUGGAAGGAGCGACUCCUGUGGCAUUUCUUACACUUGGAUUUCCCUUCAAGUGCAAUGUAAAGGACACAGUCAAAACUGAGCAGUGCUAACAAGUGAAGCAGCAUCAGUUGCCAGUGGGUGUUGGACACAGAAAUAGGCUGACUAGUCUUCCAAUAAGAUGCCUUUUUUACUAAGCUUCAAGGAGGAUAUACCCAUGAGAACUUGGAUUUAUGAAGUAACUGGAUUUUUAUGAAGCUGUUAUUAUCUCUGUCAUGUGGAGUUUAAGAAUGUUUUCCCAUGACUCCUUUACUUCUUUCAAAAGCAAAUGAAAGGCUUGUGAAAUAAAAGGGCUCUGCAUCAACUC
This is a messenger RNA of Neopelma chrysocephalum (saffron-crested tyrant-manakin), 1527 nucleotides long. It is a transcript of the gene COQ5, whose product is annotated as coenzyme Q5, methyltransferase. NCBI's taxonomy places the organism in Eukaryota, Metazoa, Chordata, Aves, Passeriformes, Pipridae. Gene Ontology annotation, biological process: ubiquinone biosynthetic process. Gene Ontology annotation, molecular function: methyltransferase activity. The coding region runs from base 25 to 1011 and encodes 328 amino acids. The transcript has 8 exons. The record is from RefSeq and is a predicted model, not a curated record.